GAAAUCGAUAGAACUUCAUUGGAAGAUGAAUUGUCUUCAGAUAUGUUGACAUUGUUGUUAACUUUAAAUACUUCUCGUGAUCUUAAUCGAGAAAGUGACGCUAGACCAAUGAUUGAAGAUGACGUUCGCGCUAUCAUCUACGAAAUAUUUGGUGGUGGCAGUGAUACUACAUCCAAUUCAUUUUGUUAUGUGAUUUAUUAUAUUUCACACUAUAAUGAAGUCAGAAAAGCUAUGCUUAAAGAAUUAGAAACAGUACUUGGCAACGAUCAAAUUACUUAUGAAAACCUUCAAAAGUUACAUUACUGUGAUGCAAUUAUUAAAGAAGUAUUUCGAAUUAUGCCAACAGUGUCAGUUAUAUUCCGAGUAAAUGCGAAGCCUGAUGAAAUUGAUGGACAUCAUUUUGAAAGUUCUACGACAUUUAUGAUCAAUGUGCCUGGUAUUCAUAUGCAUAGUGCACAUUGGGACAAUCCUCGAAAUUUCGAUCCUCAAAGAUUUAUGGGUAAAAAUACUGAAGGAAAUACUUUUCUUCCGUUCGGUGGUGGCACAAGGAUAUGUCCGGGAAAGCAAUUAGCAAUGCUGCAAAUGAAAGCUUUGAUCACUUUAUUAUACAGAAAGUACGAUGUCGAAUUGGCUGACAUGAACGCUCCCAUUAAGUAUUGUUCUACAACCGUUAACCAUUGUUCAGAACUUAUUAUUAAAAUUAGAUUAAGAUCUGAAG
Messenger RNA from Racocetra persica, 718 nucleotides. The record is from the annotation of a GenBank genome assembly. Lineage: Eukaryota; Fungi; Glomeromycota; Glomeromycetes; Diversisporales; Gigasporaceae.